AUGAAGUACACACUUACCGCUCUUGCCCUUGCCGCUGUAACGGUUGCUGCCCCGACAAACCAAGCACCCGACUCGUUCAAGAUCACUAAAGUCGUCUCCGGUGGCUCAGGUUGCCCCCAAGGCAGUAUUGAUAUUAACUGGACUGAUAACGGCAUUCUGCCCAUUUACUUCAACAAGCAAUUCACCGCUCGCGUCGGUACGGGAAAAGUCGCAGAAGACUCACGAAAGAACUGCCAAAUCAACCUCGGUCUGGAGUUCUCCCCCGGUUUCUCUUUCGCCAUCUUCAGCGCAGACUACACUGGCUGGGGCGACCUUGACGGUGGUGUGACUGGCGUGAUCAAGUCGACGUACUAUUUCUCUGGUCAGCAAAGCCAGUCAUCGUCAGCACUUAGCAUCGAUGGUCCCUUCCAUGGCAAAUACUACAAGCAAGACAACGUUCCAGCUGCAGUCUGGUCACCGUGUGGUAGCGAUGCCCUGUUCAACAUCAACAGCGAGGUAGCGCUGACGCCAUUUGCUACGCCAGCCAAUGGUGUGCUUGCUGCGACGCGCGAGGCUGGUCGCUUCACAUCAAAUCUCUAUGUACAGUGGAAAAAGUGCUAG
Messenger RNA from Alternaria atra, 600 nucleotides. RefSeq lists its product as uncharacterized. The record is from RefSeq and is a predicted model, not a curated record. Lineage: Eukaryota; Fungi; Ascomycota; Dothideomycetes; Pleosporales; Pleosporaceae. The transcript has 2 exons. The coding region runs from base 1 to 600 and encodes 199 amino acids.